Molecule: messenger RNA, 661 nt
Organism: Raphanus sativus (radish)
Lineage: Eukaryota; Viridiplantae; Streptophyta; Magnoliopsida; Brassicales; Brassicaceae
Product: B3 domain-containing protein REM7-like
Exons: 3
Coding region: 157-492 (111 amino acids)
Molecular function (GO): DNA binding
Source: RefSeq, a predicted model, not a curated record
UCCAUUUCCCAAACCAUCCCCCCGAUUCUCCCCCAUUUUCCCUUUUCUUCCAUUUUCCCUUCGGCGACACAACCGAGGGAGACCACCAGCGACGGCCAAUCCCACCAAAGAGGAGACCAGCGACGGCCAAUCCCACCGAUAGCGACACAACUGAAAAUGGCGCAACCGCAAGAACUUCAUUUCUUCCAACCUUUGCUUCCUGGAUUCCAGACUUACUUGACAAUACCCAUUGUAUUUUUCUCCAAGCACAUCCAAGGGAAGACGAAUGGGAACACAUGGACACUAACAUCCGACGCUACGGAUCAAACAUGGCAAGUGAUACAAGAAGAGAGGCGACUCACCCGAGGUUGGAAGGAGUUCGCUGAGGCACAUGACCUUCGAAUAGGAGACAUUGUCAUCUUCAAACUCGAAGGUUCCAUGGUCUUUCACGUCACUCCCUUUGGUCCGAGCUGCUGUGACAUCCAGUACACAUCUAUGUUGGUUGUGACUUGAUCUUAAGAGCACAAUGUCUUGUGCUUUGAACUUAUUUUGUGUGUCUUUUAUAUGUUUGCUUUUGGUACUUUGAACUUGUUAUUUUGAUUUGAUGGUACUUUGAACUUGUUAUUUUGGUUUGAUGUUGCAAACUUUUAGUUAAUCAUUUUCAUGUCAAUUAGUUUCGACU